Protopolystoma xenopodis is the source of this 348-nucleotide messenger RNA. The record is from the annotation of a GenBank genome assembly. NCBI's taxonomy places the organism in Eukaryota, Metazoa, Platyhelminthes, Monogenea, Polystomatidea, Polystomatidae.
AUGGGACUCCAUCAUGUCGAGGUCACUUACGAUGGGGCCCCGGUGCCCAGCAGUCCGUUUCCUGUCUCCGUCAUCCCAGGCUGCGACCCGACUCGAGUGCGAGCUUUUGGACCCGGCCUGGAAACGGGUAUGACGCAUGAAACGGCCCGCUUCACGGUGGACCUGGACGGCGCCGGUCAAGGCGGUCUUGGGCUGGCCAUUGAAGGACCGGCAGAUGCUCAAAUACAAUGUAAAGACAACAAGGAUGGCACCUGCACUGUCGACUAUCUGCCUACCAAGUCUGGUACCUAUGAUGUCUUUAUCAAAUUCAAUGACAUCGAUAUACCAGGUGAGAAUGAGCCAGGUUAA